Messenger RNA from Lactuca sativa (garden lettuce), 366 nucleotides. RefSeq lists its product as uncharacterized. The record is from RefSeq and is a predicted model, not a curated record. Gene Ontology annotation, molecular function: zinc ion binding. Lineage: Eukaryota; Viridiplantae; Streptophyta; Magnoliopsida; Asterales; Asteraceae.
AUGAGGGUUCUAUUUAAUGGAGCUGAUAAAUAUCAAGUGACUGGUCUAUGGAUGGAGCAGUAUGUUGUGAAUUUGAAAGAGAGGAGUUGCACUUGCAGGAAAUGGGACAUUACAGGUAUUCCAUGCCAGCAUGCUAUUGUUGCAAUGUAUGAUAAGAUGCAGAAUGGGUCAGAAUGUGGAGAUCCUGAGGCUUGGGUGAGCAAAUGUUACUGGCUCAGUACAUGGAAUGCUAUGUACCAACACACAAUUGACCCAAUAAAUGGAAGGAGCAUGUGGCCUAGAUCUGAUUGUCCAACAACCUUUCUCCCACCCAAACAUCACAAACAGGUUGGUAGGCCAAAGAAAAAAAAGGAAGAGGGCAGUUGA